This is a messenger RNA of Chelmon rostratus (copperband butterflyfish), 1670 nucleotides long. RefSeq names its product embigin (gene emb). The record is from RefSeq and is a predicted model, not a curated record. Lineage: Eukaryota; Metazoa; Chordata; Actinopteri; Chaetodontiformes; Chaetodontidae. The transcript has 9 exons. Bases 41 to 967 code for a protein of 308 amino acids. Gene Ontology annotation, molecular function: cell adhesion molecule binding. Gene Ontology annotation, cellular component: cell-cell junction. Gene Ontology annotation, biological process: cell-cell adhesion.
UGAGAAACCUUCCUACAGAGAGGACAGAGGGAGAACAAUCAUGUCAGCCUCCUGCAAGCAGCUCUUGUUUCAGGUCCUCCUGCUUCUCAUCUCCUGCAGACACAUCAAUACAAAAUCACCUGGCCCAACGCCCCCGCCACUGGUUCCCAUCAGCCCCCUGCUCACACUUGAAAGGAGCGUUGUCUUCAAAGGCGUAAAUCACACGGAGAAAAUUGAACUGCUGAACCCCGUCAGUAUCACACUGGAGUGUACCUGGACCGGCAAUCACAACAAACUGCCAAACAUAACUGGGUUCUGGACAAAAGACGAGCAUGAAAUUGAGAACAGCCGCCUCACAGUGCAGCUGGACAAUGAGCAGUAUAAUCUCAAACGAGUGUUCAACAUUGUCAGUGAAGAAAACCUUGGAAAUUACUCGUGCGUGUUUGGGAGUGAAGCCAAAAUAGACUAUGUUUUGGCAGCUCCACAGAUUGGUGAGGUGCGAGAUAAGCCGAUAGUCAGCUAUGUGGGCGACUCUGUGGUAAUUCCAUGCAAACUGGAGGAAACCAAACCGAAGCCCAACUCCUGGAACUGGUAUAGAGCGAAUGGAACAGACAAGGAGCAGAUUUUGCCUGCUGCAGAGCCUCACCGCUAUGAAAUCAAAAGUGAAGAGAGGGAGACCAAACUGCUCGUGCACAACCUGACAGAGGCAGACUCUGGCAUGUAUUACUGCGGCGCAGUGUACGCCAUCAGCACCGCGAUGGGCCACGUGAAGCUGAAGGUCAUCACCUUCCAAGAGCCCCUGAAGCCCUUCAUAGCCAUCGUGCUCGAAGUGAUCGUCCUGGUCGCCGCCAUUCUGCUCUACGAGAGAAGUCAGUCCAAGAAAAACUACACGGCAGGAAAUGGGACGAAUGACCAAACUGACACACUGACACAGGGAGAAAAUAACGGAUCAGAGGGAAGUUCAUCAAUGAGACAACGGAAAGUUUAAAGACUGUAAUAACUUCAACCCAGCAGAUCCGAGCUUCUGUAAAACUGUUUUUUUUUCCCAAAAAGUAUAUGAACUAUAGAAUUUAACAGCAAUAUCUUAACUAUUUUAAGAAUAUGUUCACCAAAUAAUUUGCAAUAACCACUUAAUGGUCAUUCCUUUGAUUCUUACACAAGUAGCCUCUUUUAUGUAUGAGUUUCAGUUUUCACUUUGUUUCACUAGGAGACAUGUUUUUUUAUUUUUAAUUGACAGUUGUGGCAUGAUGAUUAAGAGUAUUUACCUUUUUUUCUUUUUUUAGUCAUGAACCCUGUAUCCCCUCACUUCCUGUGGAAACCUACACGUCACUAUGCCUUCCUCUCUAAAAGGAAGUGUAUUUACAUCUUUCUGGCAAAAACUUUAACCUCUUCGCUUCUGUUAUCUAUGCAUUAUGUUUUCUGAGCCGUGCCUUACACUCUUAGAAAGGACCUAACCAUUCAUUUUGUGCUUGCAACCACUUUUCUGUCACUUUUUAGAGUUUGUCCUCGCAGUAGUGUGUGCCUAACAUGCUUUCCUUAAUAACAUGUAUGUCAAGAUAUAUCAUCAUAUAUGCAGAUGCUUGUCUUGCUUGUGUCGAUGUACCAGAAGGUGGUCAGGAAGAUGAUCUUGUCUCCUAACUGUGACUUCACCUGUGUGUCCCGCAUUGUCAGCCUUCACUUAACCUCAAAGG